AUGUGCCAUAUUUUUCACAGCAGUUUUGAUUUUACGUUGUAGUGAAGUAAAGUAAACACUAAACAGCCAUCAUUCUUCAAUUUUAACAGGCCUUCUUUUGCAUUGGUUUUUAUAAAACUAAAACUGAAUGGCUUCGGAGGUUCCAAUUGCUUUAGUCACGGGGGCCAACAAAGGAAUCGGAUUGCAAAUUGUCCGUGAUCUUUGUCGACGGUUCCAGGGAGUUGUUUAUUUGACUGCUCGUGAUCAUACGAGAGGGCAAGAAGCAGUGGAGAAGCUGCAAAAUGAAGGACUUCAUCCGAAAUUUCUGCAAAUGGAUGUCAACGAUGUCAAGACUAUUAACCAAGUGAAGAAGCACAUUCAGGAUGCGCAUGGUGGACUGGAUAUCUUGGUGAACAACGCAGGGAUUUUAAUGCAUUCUAAAACCAAAGAGGAUUUCGGGAAGGAAGCCGAAACAAUUAUUGCCACUAAUUUCACGGGAGUUGUUGAUGUAUGCGAUCAGCUGUUCCCAUUACUCCGAGCUCAUGCAAGAGUUGUGAACGUAUCCAGCAGUCUGGGGAGUCUGAAUUACUUGACUAACAUGCAAGUACGAGGCCGCCUGGUUGCUGAUGAUUUGACUGUUUCGGAACUGAAGGAUAUCAUGGCCGAAUACGUCAGGGCAGCGAAAAAAGGAGAUUAUAAAGAGCAUGGUUAUCCCGGAUUUCCUGAUGCGUAUGGUGCUUAUCCGAUGUCGAAAAUUGGACUAACUGCAUUGACUCGCGUCCAGCAACGGAUGCUGGACCAAGAGAAACCUGGGAUGGAUAUCGCUGUAAAUGCGGUUCAUCCUGGCUACGUCGAUACAGAUAUGACGAAUCAUCAAGGACAUCUUACGGUUCAGGAAGGAGCAGAUACCCCGGUGUAUUGUGCGCUGUUACCCAAAGACAAAAACAUUCCCCGGGGCCAGUAUUUAUCUCACCGAAAGGUUGUUGAUUGGGUGAAUGGUACCGGCUAGAUGCUAGUACUCGAUUCAAAAAGAGUUUGAAUAUUGUGAUUCAAAAAAUUUUUGCCAAGUUUAUUGCAUGCAUUCUAUCGCUUUGGUCAGAGUUUAAGUUAAUAAAAUAUCUAAAUUUG
Molecule: messenger RNA, 1107 nt
Organism: Paramacrobiotus metropolitanus
Lineage: Eukaryota; Metazoa; Tardigrada; Eutardigrada; Parachela; Macrobiotidae
Product: carbonyl reductase [NADPH] 1-like
Exons: 8
Coding region: 128-988 (286 amino acids)
Molecular function (GO): carbonyl reductase (NADPH) activity
Source: RefSeq, a predicted model, not a curated record